GACAAGGAAGCUGUAAACACUUUAAACUGAUAAAUCGCGGGGUACAGAACUGAAGCUCUAAUUUCCAUCUUAAAACACCAUUAAAAUUGCUUAUUAGAGGGAAACCUGGGUCACAUUAGUAGAAGCAGUAGCAGAGACGUAUAAAAUUGAUUCUACUCAUUGAACUGUUCACAGAGAAUUUCUCAGACGAGCUUUCUCCGAUUAAUUUCUGCAAAUCCGUCUCCUUCGUCUGUCAACGUUGGAGAGAAGAUCUGAUUUGGAAGAUCAGUUGCAUUUUCUACUUUUGUGGAACCUAGAAACUGAUUUGUGCAGUUACUGCAAAAGGUAGAUGCAACAUGGAUGAUGGUGGCCAACGCGAAAAUGGAAGACACAAACCUGAUCACUAUAAAGCAGUUCACUCACAGUGGAUGAAUCCACAACAUCAGAUGAAGGAACAGCAGCAUGCCUUGACAGUGAAACAAAUUAUGGCCAUCAUGGCCGAGAGGGAUGCUAUGAUCCAAGAACGAAAUUUGCUCAUUGCUGAAAAAAAGGCAGCUGUGGCUGAACGAGAGAUGGCCAUCUUGCAGAGAGAUGCAGCCAUUGCCGAGCGGAACAGUGCCAUAAUGGAAAGGGAUAAUGCCUUGGCAGCUCUUCAAUAUCGGGAAAAUGCCAUGAAUGGCGGUGGUCCACCACGUGGGACAAAGCACAUGAACCAUCACCAUCAUAAUGAACUUCACUUGGCAGAAUCUCCUUACCAUGGAAGGGAGAUGCACAUAACUGAGGCCAUACCUAUAUCAGCAGCAGCUGCUUCUGAAGCUGUCAAGCCUCAGGGUGCUAAGCGAAUGAGGAAGGAAACCAAGACUACAUCAUUGAAGACGUCAAAUUCAUUGAGAAAGGGUUGUAAAAGGGGUGAGGACUUGAACAAGGUAACUAUUGCCAAGACACAUGAAUGGAGGAAUAGCCAUGAUAAUACCGGUGGGGAUGGUGGUGAGGAUCGGGUUAGGCAGAUAGCAUUUUCAAAGCCUGAUUGGAAAGGUCAUGACCUGGGACUGAACCAGGUCCCUUUUGAUGACUCAAACAUGCCAGUGCCAGUUUGCUCGUGCACUGGAACUCUUCAGCAGUGCUACAAAUGGGGGAAUGGGGGUUGGCAGUCUGCCUGCUGCACCACUAACUUGUCAGUGUAUCCACUUCCUGCAAUACCUAACAAGCGCCAUGCUCGCAAAGGUGGACGUAAGAUGAGUGGAAGUGCCUAUACUAAAUUGCUUACCCGCUUGGCUGCAGAGGGUCAUGACCUGUCAACACCCGUGGAUCUCAAGGACCACUGGGCCAAGCAUGGGACGAAUCGCUAUAUUACCAUCAAGUAGCUGGUAAGGAUGGCGGGAGAUGUGUAGGCAAUUCUUUCGGGUUAAUCUUUUCUGCUUGUCACUCAAAGAACGGGCUUUAAUGUUCACCCAAAAAAAAAAAAGGGGGAGGGGGGGGGGGGGGGGGGAAGAAUGGGGUCUUUAAUGAAUAUAAAGAUGUCCAAGGAUGGACAAAUCAGAGGUGGGAACUGAGCCAUCUGAAGGGCCGUCCAAGCUUGGAAGAGAUUACAUCUCAUUGAGCCCCAAUUCUGGAGGGGAAAGUAAAAGUAAGAAGGAACAGGGGGGGGGGGGGGUGUACCCCAUUUACAUUUUUCGUACUUAGGAAACGUUGCAUAUACUUUUUUAGGAAAAAGGUCUAAUGGACAAAUAUCGACAAAAGGAAUUUAUAGAUGCUUGCUACAAGGCUGCCUUGGGAGUGGUAGCAAAUUUUGACUGUUGGAUAUGUAGGGAAUAGUUUGGAUUGGCCAAUGGCCAUGUGUCAAAUUGGAAACUUAAUUUCAAUCAUAUAUACCCUCUUAUGUGUUGAUAUGCA
Molecule: messenger RNA, 1872 nt
Organism: Macadamia integrifolia
Lineage: Eukaryota; Viridiplantae; Streptophyta; Magnoliopsida; Proteales; Proteaceae
Product: protein BASIC PENTACYSTEINE6-like
Exons: 3
Coding region: 336-1343 (335 amino acids)
Biological process (GO): response to ethylene
Cellular component (GO): nucleus
Molecular function (GO): sequence-specific DNA binding; DNA-binding transcription factor activity
Source: RefSeq, a predicted model, not a curated record